CAAAAGAAUCGAUGCUAGAUUUUUCACAGAGUCGAAAUUCGUUCACGUUCACGAUUUUCCAUUUUUCCACAAGAAUUUUAAUUUUAUAAAGUUGAAAGUUGAUCGAUCGUUUAAUUACGAAAUAUUCUCAGGUAAAGCUUCCUUCAUUUACCAAAAGCAACAUGAAUUCGCAGUACUUCGGAUUCGAAGAUGAGGAAAUCGUCGAUACAGUUGAAACGAUCGUAAGACCAACAAUACCAGCAGCAGCUAUUGCCAGAACUCCGAUGAAAGUUCCAGCCAACUCGAGUAAAAUAUCAAUUUCCGAAAUUCAGGCUUUAUUGGGCAAAGAUCCGGCAGUCGAAGAGUCAACUUUGGAUUCCACUUUGAACGAAUCCAGCUUUUAUGCCGAUGAAGAUACUUCAAUCAAUCAGUCUCAGUUGGAUGCCACUAUGGAUGAAAGCUUCACAGCAGACGACUCAACUUUGGGUAACAUCACCGUUGUAAAUGGAAAACCAAGGAAAAUCAUCAAAGCUGAAAGGAAAACACGCAAAGCUUUAGCAUCUAUCGGCGAUAAUAACGAAAAUCCUUCAACCCCUUCUACGCCGGCAAAUAAUUACAAGAAGCGUAUUCCUCGAAGUGGUACUAAAAAUAAAGAAAAUCAGCCUCCUAAACGAGCCAAAUCUGCGAAGAAAAUUGAUCCGGAUGACGACUGUGACGAGUUGGCCGAGCAAUUAUUGAAGAAACGAUUUCAAGAAAUCGAAAAUUACCAAUUGGUUGUCGAGUAAGCUUCUGAAGCUGUGUACUUUAUAAUUGCCAAAAAAAACGAACUGAUGAAGGUGCCAUUUAUCAUUAUGAUUAUCAUACCAAUGCGUUCAUUAGUCAUUUAUUUUUAAGAUAUAUUUCGCAAGGUUUAAGAUUGCUCUAGUAUUAUUAAUUCAUAAAUGUGAUGAAGUUAUUAUUAUACGAAAUUCCUACCGAAAAUUAUCUCAGGUCGGUUUGAAAGUAUUUUAAAUUGUAAUGUUAUGUGAUACUAUUCUAGUUGCACUAUACAUGACAAGAGCGAAGUGCCCUGAUCUCAUCUGAGAUAUAAUUGUUUUGCUCGUAAUUUAGAUUUUUUUAAAUUAAGCUAUUUUAUAAUUAAUUUUACUACGUUUUUCUACUUCGUGAUCGUUUAUAUUUUCUCCAGUUUGUAUAAUAAAAUUGGCAAAUUUUUGAAAAA
Planococcus citri (citrus mealybug) is the source of this 1198-nucleotide messenger RNA. RefSeq lists its product as uncharacterized. The transcript is spliced from 5 exons. The record is from RefSeq and is a predicted model, not a curated record. NCBI's taxonomy places the organism in Eukaryota, Metazoa, Arthropoda, Insecta, Hemiptera, Pseudococcidae. Bases 162 to 764 code for a protein of 200 amino acids.